AUGCCCCACACUUCGCGCACCCGGCGCACGACUCCCCAGAAACGGAUCCAAGUGACCGACGACGACGGCUGGACCCAUGUCACCAGCAGCAGCAACGUGCGGCGCGUAAUGCGCACAGCUACACACCGCACUAAUACAUCUUUGGACAACAAUGACAAGGAGGAGAUGAAGGAGGAGGAGCCCGUACUGGCACCCGCCGAAGCACCCAGCCGGCUAACCCUCGCGCAGCUGCAGACGCAGCUCCGGGGCCACGGCGAGAAGUGGGCGGACUCGCGCUCGGGGGCGUGGGUGCGGGAGGUGCUGCUCCAAAGCUUAGCAUUGCCAGAGUCUGCCAGCAGUCCGGCUGCUACUUCUCCCGUCGAGGCAAUCGUGUGCAUCGGGCUCGGCAGCCCGAGCGGCUUCCUGCGCGGCGGCUGGGUUGAUCGCCGCACGGUGUGUCUUUACCAGCUCGCUGCGCUUGUAGCGAUCAAGGACUUAGUGAGGCGACAGCAGGAUCGUCCGGUCCCCGUAUAUGCACAAGAUCCCGUGUUCAACACGCUUGACCGCGAGCUUCUCGAGUCCCUCGAUAUCACAGUCGUCGAGCACCCGGCCGCAUUCGAUCUCGUUACCCAACGCUCGAUGGUAUUCUGUCCCGGAGCAGAAUCCAAGCAUCUCCUGCAGAUCUUCUCGUCUCGGCCGCGGAUCCUUUUCUGUAAUCAGAUCGAUACAAUCGACCCCCAGUUCAGGUCUUUCUUGGAACACACACGGCCCCGGUUAAUGCCGGAUUUCCCGCCGUGUGAGGAAGCAUUCUGGCGGCUGGCUUUAUAUGCGAUGCAUGGUGAUUCAUCCGAUUGA
Messenger RNA from Penicillium lagena, 834 nucleotides. RefSeq names its product SRR1 family protein. NCBI's taxonomy places the organism in Eukaryota, Fungi, Ascomycota, Eurotiomycetes, Eurotiales, Aspergillaceae. The transcript has a single exon. The record is from RefSeq and is a predicted model, not a curated record. The coding region runs from base 1 to 834 and encodes 277 amino acids.